Molecule: messenger RNA, 804 nt
Organism: Camponotus floridanus (Florida carpenter ant)
Lineage: Eukaryota; Metazoa; Arthropoda; Insecta; Hymenoptera; Formicidae
Product: histone-lysine N-methyltransferase SETMAR-like
Exons: 1
Coding region: 1-804 (267 amino acids)
Biological process (GO): regulation of DNA-templated transcription
Molecular function (GO): DNA-binding transcription factor activity; nucleic acid binding
Source: RefSeq, a predicted model, not a curated record
AUGAAUAUUGAAGAUGCUCCUCGCUCUGGUCGGCCAGUCACCACUGAUGUCGACCAAAUAACAGCUUUAAUCGAUUCCGAGCGGCAGAUCACAGUUCGGGAAAUCGCAGCGAGGUUAAACAUUGGCAAAUCAACUGUUUCCGAACAUUUAAACAAGCUCCAGAUGGUAAAAAAGCUUGAUGUUUGGGUGCCGCACGACUUAACUGAGAAAAAUCGUAUUGACCGCAUUUCCAUCAGCGAUUUGCUAUACAAACGCAAUGAAUACGAUUCAUUUUUAAAACGCAUCAUAACAGGCAACGAAAAGUUGAUAAUUUAUAAUAAUGUCGAGCGUAAAAGGUCGUGGAGCAAGCGAGGUGAACCGCCAUUAACCACUUCGAAGGCAGGCUUACAUCCGAAAAAGGUAAUGCUCUGCAUUUGGUGGAAUUGGAAGGGGAUAGUAUAUUAUGAGCUACUACCGGACAACGAAACCAUCGAUUCGGACAAGUACUGUUCACAGUUGGAUAAAUUGAAGAUAGAAAUCGCCAAAAAGUGUCCGGAAUUGAUCAAUAGGAAAGGCGUCGUUUUUCAUCAUGAUAACGCCAGACCUCAUGCAAGUUUGCAGACUCGCCAAAAAUUAUUGGCGUUUGGCUGGGAUGUUUUGCCUCAUCCACCGUAUUCCCCCGACAUUGCACCCUCGGAUUUUCAUUUAUUUCGGUCGCUACAAAACUCAAUUAAUGGUUUGAACUUUGCUUCUUUGCAACUCCUCAAAAACUACUUGGACAGCUUCUUCGCCGAAAAAACCCAAGACUUCUAUGAGGAAUUAUGA